UUGCUAGAAGACAGAAGGCAGAGACCGGAGGAAACGCGUCGAAAGCGCAAUGUUAAAGGGGCGCUUCUAGUCGUGGAGACAAGGGAAGGAGAGCUGGCGAUAGACGGGGCGAUUUGAAGCAGCUACAGUGGUCAUCAGAGCUGCGCAGUGUUGGUGAGGGUUGGUCAUGGUCGGACGGGGACCGUGGAUAUGUAAACCCCGAUUUGGAAAGCGAGGGAGCAGACUCGGGGUUUUUCCCCUUCUGUGCGCGGCUGCCGCGUGUGCAGCCCUGUUGGCUCUGCUGUUUGUGGACUUCAUCGAGUCAUGGGUUACCUCCAUCAGUAUGAACACCGUGGUGGAGGCGCAUGCCGGCAUCAUACCCCCGCAGAGCGUCCCUCCGACCAGACCCGAGGAGUUCCUGCUCAUGCCAAGCCCGCUUGUGUGCCAGCGUGCCAAGCCUUACCUCAUCACCAUGGUUACCUCGGCUCCUGGAAAUCAGAGGGCCCGCCAAGCCAUCAGGGACACCUGGGGCGGGGAGGUGGAGGUGAGGGGCUUGCGGGUCAUGACCCUCUUCAUGGUAGGUGUGGCGUCUGAUCCUGGACUGGCCAAGCUGCUAAUAGAGGAGGCCAGAGAGCGAGGAGAUCUGAUUCAGGGGCGGUUUUUGGACACCUACUCCAAUCUCACCCUGAAGACCCUAUCCAUGCUGGGCUGGGCCCGACGGUUCUGCCCUCAGGCUCACUUCAUGGCCAAAGUGGACGAUGAUGUCUUGUUCAACCCCAGCGCCCUCCUGCACUUCUUGAACAAAAGCCGCAACCCGUACGAACAAGGAGACCUGUACCUCGGCAGGGUACAUCUCCAUGUUGCUCCGGACCGCGAUCCAGACAGCAAGCACUACCUCCCUUCAGGGGCCUACCCUCCCUCCGUCUUUCCGGACUACUGCAGUGGUACAGCCUAUGUUCUGUCCCGCUCUGCAUUGCUCAAAAUAUCCCUGGCGGCCAACGCAUCCCCAUUAUCCACACCUCUGCCCCCCGAGGAUGUCUUUGUGGGUCUGUGCGCACGGGCGGCUGGGGUGCUGCCCUCGCACUGCCCGCUGUUCUCUGGUGGCCCUGGUGUGCCAUACGGGCGCUGCUGCUUUCAGGCCAUGGUUUCCGUCCACCACAUCCCACCCAGGGAGAUGUUGCACUACUGGGCUGACGUCCAUUCAUCACCCCCCUGCUCCUGGCUGAGUCUGCGCGCCUCUCUGGGGAUGUGCAAAGUCAGAGCGAUGCUGGGGUCAGUGCUGGGCCUGGAGCAGGGGUUGUGAAGGUUGGUGAGAAGGAGAGUUGGACUCAUUGGGGCUGUGCCUCGCUUCGAUACUGUGAACAGCACAAGUGCUC
Messenger RNA from Scomber scombrus (Atlantic mackerel), 1355 nucleotides. RefSeq names its product UDP-Gal:betaGlcNAc beta 1,3-galactosyltransferase, polypeptide 4 (gene b3galt4). Bases 167 to 1282 code for a protein of 371 amino acids. Lineage: Eukaryota; Metazoa; Chordata; Actinopteri; Scombriformes; Scombridae. Gene Ontology annotation, cellular component: membrane. The transcript has a single exon. Gene Ontology annotation, molecular function: N-acetyl-beta-D-glucosaminide beta-(1,3)-galactosyltransferase activity. The record is from RefSeq and is a predicted model, not a curated record.